UCCAGCUGUGUUGGGGUAGAGGAGCACCAUGCUGUUGACAUUGAUCUAUACCAUUGUCCCAACUGUGCAAUUCUCCAUGGGCCUUCUCUAAUGAAGAAGAGGAGGAACUGGCACAGACAUGACUACACAGAGUUGGAUGAUGGUUCCAAACCGGUGCAGGCUGGAACACGGACCUUCGUUAAACAGCUGCGGGCUCGCUCUUUCCCAAGUGCUGAUGAAGUCAUUUUGAAAAUGCAUGGAAGCCAGUUGACACAAAGAUACUUGGAGAAACAUGGGUUUGAUGUUCCCAUUAUGGUUCCUAAAUUAGAUGGUCUGGGGCUCAGACUUCCUCCGCCAACUUUCUCUGUUUUAGAUGUGGAACGUUAUGUAGGUGGCGACAAAGUGAUAGAUGUAAUAGAUGUAGCAAGACAAGCAGACAGUAAAAUGAAGCUCCAUAAUUAUAUUAAAUAUUUCACAAAUCCUGACCGACCAAAAGUGUUGAAUGUGAUCAGCCUGGAAUUCUCGGACACGAAGAUGUCUGAAUUAGUGGAAGUACCAGAUAUUGCCAGAAAGCUUUCAUGGGUGGAAAAUUAUUGGCCAGAUGAUUCUGUCUUCCCUAAGCCUUUUGUUCAGAAGUAUUGCUUGAUGGGUGUCCAGGACAGCUAUACUGAUUUUCAUAUCGAUUUUGGAGGAACAUCAGUUUGGUACCAUGUUCUCUGGGGUGAGAAGAUAUUCUAUUUGAUCAAGCCCACUGAUGAAAAUUUGGCUCUGUAUGAGUCUUGGAGUUCAUCUGUCACCCAGAGUGAAGUAUAUUUUGGGGACAAGGUUGACAAAUGUUACAAAUGUGUUGUGAAGCAAGGACACACUUUAUUUGUUCCAACAGGCUGGAUUCACGCUGUGCUCACAUCUCAGGAUUGUAUGGCUUUUGGAGGAAACUUUUUGCACAACCUCAAUAUUGGCAUGCAGCUCAGGUGUUACGAAAUGGAGAAGAGGCUAAAAACUCCAGAUCUUUUCAAAUUUCCUUUCUUUGAAGCCAUCUGUUGGUUUGUGGCCAAAAACUUACUGGAAACAUUGAAGG
Messenger RNA from Pelecanus crispus (Dalmatian pelican), 1057 nucleotides. Lineage: Eukaryota; Metazoa; Chordata; Aves; Pelecaniformes; Pelecanidae. The record is from RefSeq and is a predicted model, not a curated record.